CUUUUUAUUUUACAAACAAAUACAGAGCAGGGUAUAAAUUUCCCAAAACGGUGGCGGGAACAAACCCUACGCGAGCACACACUUGGUCUGGGAGCUCAAAUGCCGUCGUUUCCUCCGGUGGGCUCAGUCACCGUCUGCGAAAUUAAUCGGGACCUUAUUACUGCCGAUGAAAAUUCCGACGCUCGUGCCAAGGAGACAUAUGGCAAACUUCUUGGAGUGGUAUUCAGCCCUGUUCCGUUUCAAUUCGAGAAUCUACAAGGUUUUGGGCCGAGCAAUGAUGCAGCAUCAGAAGAGCAGCAGAGUGGUUUGCUUUGGGCAGCACUGAAAGCGGUGUCUUCGGGUUCACUUAAGCACUUCUUUCACCCAGCUGAUGUGAAAUUGUUACCCGCCAUUGAUGUUUGUGGCGUAAGUUGGCACCAACAUAAACGUAUUCUAGCAUUCAUUUCUGGAACUCACCAAGUCACAAUUUCUGAUUAUGGGGAUUCAGAUGGGAAGAAUCCGUCAAUUUUGAUCAAUGAAUCUCAAAAAGAUGUUAGAAGUCUUCAGUGGAGACCAAAUGGUGGGAGGACACUUUCGGUUGCCUGCAAAGGUGGAAUUUGCAUCUGGGCUUCUUCAUAUCCAGGAAAUGCAGCUUCAGUAAGAUCUGGAGUUACAUUGGGCACCCUAUCUAGAGGUUCUGGUAGUAGAUGGACUCUUGUGGAUUUCCUUCGAACUCAUGAGGAUGAACAAGUUAGCACACUGUCAUGGAGCCCUAAUGGAAGAUAUUUAGCAUCAGCUUCCUUUGAGAAUCCUUCAUUCACCAUAUGGGAUGUUGCUCAAGGAGAGGGCACACCCAUACGGCGUGGCUUAGGGGGUAUAUCAUUGCUCAAAUGGUCCCCGUCUGGAGAUUAUUUCUUUGCUGCCAAAUUUGAUGGGACAUUUUAUCUCUGGGAGACAAACACAUGGACGUCAGAACCAUGGUCCUCGGCAAAUGGCUUUGUUACAGGAGCAGCAUGGGAUCCUGAUGGUAGAAAGAUACUUAUUGCAUUUUCUGGUUCCUCAACCUUAGGUUCCAUUCAUUUUUCCACUAAGCCCCCAUCACUGGAUGCACAUCUCAUUCCUGUGGACUUGCCAGAGAUACAAUCCAUAACUGGAAGUGUAGGGGUUGAGAGGAUAGCAUGGGAUGCCUCAGGAGAACGCCUAGCUGUGUCAUACAAAGAUGGGGAAGAACCAUACAAAGGCCUUAUAGCCAUUUACGAUGUCAGGAGAACUCCUCUGAUUUCUGCUUCAUUGAUAGGUUUUAUAAGAGGUCCUGGCGAUAACCCCAAGCCAUUAUCGUUUUCAUUUCACAAUAGGUUUAAGCAGGGACCAUUGCUUUCAGUGUGUUGGAGCACCGGGUUUUGCUCCACCUAUCCCCUUAUCUUUCGCUCACAUGUUCUUCCAUAAUCGAAGGUGAUCCACUUGUACUUGGACGUGUGCGCUUUUGUAGUUUUCCCAUUGGGAGCGGGGUGCAAAUACUAGUCAUUUCUGCAGCUUCUGCAAACGUUUACCACCCAAAAGAUGGCUAUUGCUCCAAGUCUCAAGUUUUGUGUUCAUAAUGUCAUUUCUGCGACUGGAGUUCGAAAAUGAAAACGGAGUUUGUUCGAAAAUGAUAAUGGAAUUUAGUGUGUAUGUAAUUCAAUUUUUGUUUACCUCAGAAGUGCUCUGUAAUACUAAAUCAUAUAUUUAUAUAUAUAUAUAGAAGUUAUCAUUAAAAACCUUCCUAAAAACUAUACCCUGAAGCAUGAAUGUCAACAUUUUUAAAAUUACUGUGUAUGUUGUAGGAAAAAGUGACCGUUUUUGUUUAGCUUAUUUGUGUG
Cuscuta epithymum is the source of this 1838-nucleotide messenger RNA. NCBI's taxonomy places the organism in Eukaryota, Viridiplantae, Streptophyta, Magnoliopsida, Solanales, Convolvulaceae. The record is from the annotation of a GenBank genome assembly.